GCGGCGAGGCCGCAGCCUCGCUCUGGGGCUUGAGCCUGCGCGCUCAUUUCCCGCUCGCCCCGCGCGCCCCACGCGCCACGAGCCCCGCGCGCCCCACGCAUCCCGCGCGUCCCCGGCCCCGCGCGCGCCCCCCGCAUCCCGCGACCCCGACGCCCGCUCCCCUGUCCGCAGUGUCUCCUCCCGCGGACAUGGCCCCGGUGUUCGCGGCGAGCGCCCGCCAGGGGCCAUGAUCCGGCUGCGCGGCUGGUGCGCGCGGAGGCCCCGCGGCGCAGCGGUGCCUGCGGGGCCCGCUGGGCUGCGCUGGGCGUCGGGCGGGCCUGCCGGCCGCGCCCUGCGGGUGCUGGUGGACAUGGACGGCGUGCUGGCCGACUUCGAGGGCGGCUUCCUCAGGAAGUUCCGCGCGCGCUUCCCCGACCAGCCCUUCAUCGCGCUGGAGGACCGGCGCGGCUUCUGGGUGUCGGAGCAGUACGACCGCCUGCAGCCCGGGCUGAGCGAGAAGGCGAUCAGCAUCUGGGAGUCGGAGAAUUUCUUCUUUGACCUCGAGCCUCUGCCAGGCGCUGUGGAGGCUGUGAAGCAGAUGGCCAACCUGGAGAGCACGGACGUCUUCAUCUGCACCAGCCCCACCAAGAUGUACAAGUACUGUCCCUUCGAGAAGUACGCCUGGGUGGAGAAGCACUUCGGCCCUGACUUUCUAGAGCAGAUCGUGCUGACCAGAGACAAGACCGUGGUCUCCGCCGACCUCCUCAUAGACGACCGCGUGGACAUCACAGGGGCCGAGCCGAACCCCCACUGGGAGCACGUGCUCUUCACGGCCUGUCACAACCGGCAUAUGCGGCUGCAGCCCCCCGGCCGCAGGUUGCACUCAUGGGCAGACGACUGGAGGGCCGUCCUGGACAGCAAGCGGCCCCGCUGAGCUGGCUGAGCCCCGGCCCCGCACGUUGCCCGGCCUGGCCUUACAUGCACCUCGGGGCAAGGCUGGCCCAGGGCCCUGGACAGGACACGGGCGGCCAGGCCGACCUCAGGCCUCCGGUCAGGGAGGAGCCCGGGGCGUUGUUCAGAGGGGACAGCCCUCCCCUCCCUCAGGGAGGCCCCCUCCCCGGCCAGCAGCCGCCUGGUCUGAGGGUGACGUAGGAGCAGGUGGGGACAACCGCCCCGCUCUGAACCACGGCCCCUGCUGCCCGGUGCCCAGGGGGUCUCCCCCGUGGACCUGCCCCGGAUCCAGCAAACACGGUGCGAGUUCUGGGCCGUGCCAGGCUCUGUGCCAGGGGUCCUCCCUGGGUCCCGCCUCUGACCGGCUAAAGGGCUCUGACCCCCUCCCGCUCCCCCCACCCCGGGGACCAAAGGCUUAGAUGUUCGCUGAAGGCGUGAACAAUAAAUGCUGUUCUCUA
This is a messenger RNA of Lagenorhynchus albirostris (white-beaked dolphin), 1388 nucleotides long. RefSeq names its product 5',3'-nucleotidase, mitochondrial (gene NT5M). The record is from RefSeq and is a predicted model, not a curated record. NCBI's taxonomy places the organism in Eukaryota, Metazoa, Chordata, Mammalia, Artiodactyla, Delphinidae. Gene Ontology annotation, molecular function: 5'-nucleotidase activity. Bases 227 to 913 code for a protein of 228 amino acids. Gene Ontology annotation, biological process: pyrimidine deoxyribonucleotide catabolic process. The transcript has 5 exons.